AUCAGAAGACAAGAGUUACUUCAGACUUCAGUGCAAACCGUGAUGAUAGGUUACAUUACACCUUAUGUGAAUCCGAAGAUUAAGAGUCAGAAAACACAAAAUCUCACUUCUGCCAACUAUAUUUUGCUCCUAAUCAAUAUUACGCUCAUGGUGGCUGUCACUGUCGGUUUGGUCGUUUUGUUUACUGCAGUGUCAAAUAUUCCAAAGUUUUUCAAGGAACGUGUCUAUCUGGUGUAUAUUAUGAUGUCUGUCGCCAUCAUUCUAUUACUUCUAAUUGCAUUAGUGGGAAAAAUUCGAUCGAAUUUCUACGCUGUUCCAAUAGUACUUUGGAUUAUGGUUAUAUUAUGGUCUGUGAUCUUUGCUGCUGUGUUCUCACCAACUGAUUGGAAAUGUGCUUUGAUAUCGUUUGCCGUGACAAUAACGGUUACAGCUGGGGUGGUCUUGGUGGCUAUGAGACUACCACCAUUGAGUGUAAAGGGGUUCAUCUUAUUUUUGUCAGUAUCAGCCGUCCUUGGGGUUUCAGCUGCUGUUUUAACCAUCUGUUAUCACUUGAUAUCUGAACUAAAAACGAGUUCGAUAUUCUGCAUACUGCUAGCUGUUCCAUUUGCGUUAUUCUUACUCCUGGUGAUGUUUAUUUUUGUCAAUAUCCGAACGUGGAUAAUGUGGUGGUUCACGCCCAAUUCCAUGGGUUUUAUUCUUGCUUUCGUCAUUUGGUUUCACAUGAUAAGCCUAUUCGCACAAAUUUAUUCCAGCCUAACAUCAUGUGUGGCCGGAUUUUGUAAGAUGUCUAAAUAACACUUAUUUGUUGAUUGCUUGUCAAAUUAUUUUCGUUGAGCAUGCGUCAUCGUUUUGUUAUUGUGCCCAAAUUUCCAGUUAUUCAUAACUAAGUAUGCUUUCGAUUUCACAUGUGUUGACCUGUUUUGUACAUUGAAUAACGUAAUAUCGUGAACAUUAAAUGCACAAAUAUAAACGAAAUUAUCACCA
This is a messenger RNA of Trichobilharzia szidati, 984 nucleotides long. Lineage: Eukaryota; Metazoa; Platyhelminthes; Trematoda; Strigeidida; Schistosomatidae. The record is from the annotation of a GenBank genome assembly.